AUGGCAGAACAUAGAGAUAUUGAAGGAUGGUUGGCAUCAAAACUUGAAGAUAAUUGGUCAUCAGAACGUUUAUCAUCAUUAUUAAAUAAAGAUAUUCUUCAAUUCUUUUUAUUAAAAUUUUCAAAAAUUGAUACACUAAUUAGAAUUAAAGUAUUAUUUUCAUUCUUAUUCUUAAAGAAAAAACAAUUUCAAGAACUAGAACAAAAUAUAUCAAUGUUAUUACAGAUUGCCGAAGAGGAAGAAGAUGAAUGGUUAAAAGUAAUUGGUCAAUUAUUAAAUAAAAUAAGUGAUGAAAAGAUUUCUUUAAAUGUUGAUUUAGAGCCAUUUGUUACAAAUCUUAAAAGAGUAAAUCAAUUAUUGGAAGAAAAAGGAUCACCAAACUUUUAUCCAUUAGAAAAUAUGUACUUAAAUAAAAAUUUAAUACCAGUACCAACUGAAUCAUUGGUUGUACAUAGUCAUUUUAAAUUAAAGAAACCAUUAUCAGAGUUAUUGGUAUUUACUAAAAAAGAAAACACAAAUUUAACACCAUCAUUAUCUGGUUCAAAAUCAGUAAUUCAAACAACAUCACCUUCGAAUAUGUCUUCAUCAUUAUCAUCUUCAAAUUUAUAUGGAAAUAAUAAUAAUAAUAAUAAUAAUAAUAAUAAUAAUAAUAAUAAUAAUAAUAAUAAUAAUAAUAAUAAUAAUAAUAAUAAUGAUGAUGACCAUGAUGAUAAUCAUAAUAAUAAUAGCAAUAAUAAUAGUAGUGGAUUAGAAAGUCCAAGUUUAAAAAAUGUUAGAUUGAGUUCAAGUGGAUUAACACCAACAUUAAGAAGAUCAAAUUUAUUUAUACCAAGAUCACAUCAUGGUGGUGAUGGUUUAUCAUCAUCAUCAGGUUCAAUCAUAAGUCCACCCUCUUCAAUGUCAUUAAGUGGUCAUGGCAGUGGUGGUAGUGGCGGAAAUUUAGAAAAAAGAAUGGGUGGAGGUGGAGGUGGUGGACAAAAGAAAUCUAAAAUGGCUUUCAUCGAUAUUGAACAGGUUAGAGAAAUUAGUCAAACACCUCAAAAGAAAAGAAGACAAUCUAUAGAUCCUCAGCCACAACAAUCUCAACCAUCACAACAACAACAACAACAACAACAACAACAACAACAACAACAACAACAACAACAACAAUCCGAAAAAGAUAAUAAUAAUAAUAAUAAUAAUAAUAAUAAUAAUAAUAAUAAUAAUAAUAAUAAUAAUAAUAAUAAUUCAUAUUUGCCAGGAAUAAAUGAAUCAAAUGAUCAAUCACAGACAUCACCUCAACAAUCACCACACUCUCAACAUUUACAACAGCAGCAACAAUUAAAAGAACAACAACAAGCAGCUCAAGUUUUAGUACAACAACAACAAUCAAAAGAACAACAACAAAAAGAACAGCAAAUGAGGGCACAACAACAGCAACAACAGCAACAACAACAGGCAAUUCAACAACAGCAAUUAAAAGAACAGCAAUUAAGAGAACAGCAGCAACAACAGCAACAACAACAAUUAAGAGAACAGCAAUUAAGAGAACAACAAUUAAGAGAGCAACAAUUUAGGGAGCAACAAUUUAGGGAACAACAACAAUUUCAACAACAAAAUCGUCACAAUUAUCAAAAUGAACAAGAUAAUUCGCAACAACAACAACAACAACAAUAUCAACCUUUACAACCACCACCAGUCAUACCCCAAAACUAUCAACAACCAUCACUUCAAACUCUACAAGCUGCACAAGCUAUUCAAUCGAUGCAAUCAAUGCACCAACAACAACAACAACAACAACAACAACAACAACAACAACAACAACAACAACAACAACAACACCCACAACUCUCCAUUCAGCAACAAGCAUUAUUACAGCAACAACAACUACAACAACAACAACAACAACAGCAACAACAACAACAACAUCAACAACAACAGCAACAACAACAUCAACAACAACAAACACAGCAAGCUAUUACUUCACCAUUAUUGAAUGCAAGUCCACCAAUGACUGGAAAGAGAAAAAAAGAUGACCAAGAAUCUCUAGCAUCUCAAAAGAAAAAAGAAAAACAAGAGAAAAAAGAUCAAAAGGAACGUGAAAAGGAAAGAGAGAAACAAGAUAAAGAAAGAGAAAAACAAGAAAAAAAAGAUCAAAAGGAACGUGAAAAGAGAGAAAAGAAAGAACAAAAAGAAAAAGAGAAAAAAGAAAAGAAGUCGAGUCAAAGAGCAAAUAAAAAAGCAAAAACUGGUGAUUCUGAUAAUGCUGGUAGUGGUGAUUCUCCUUUAAUGUCAUCACCAACAAUUCCAUCACAUGAUUUGAGUGGUUUAUCAACCUUAAUGAAUAUUGUAGACAGUCAACAAGGUGGUAACUCCAAUAAUCAACAAUCACAACUCAACCAAAAUCGUUCACCAACACAACAACCACUAAUUCAACAACAAAUACAGCAACAAUUUCAACAAUUACAACAACAACAACAACUACAACAACAACAACAACAACAACAACAGCAACAACAACAACAACACAAUCCAAUGCAACAACCACAAAUUCACCAACAAAUUCAACAACAAUUCCAACAACAUCAACAUCAUCAUCAGCACCAACAACACCAACACCAACAGCAACAACAGCAACAACAACAAUAUCAACAACAUAAUCAAAACCAACAACAUAAUCAAAACCAACAACAUAAUCAAAGCCAACAUAAUCAAAACCAACAAAAUCAGUCAUAUCCAUUCGAUCCACAGUAUUAUUUACAAAGAUCAACCCAACAACAAACACAAUCACCUCCUGCACAUUUAAAUUACCAGUCACCACAGUAUUAUAAUCAACAAAAACAGGAGGGUUUAGGUAUUAUUGAACAACAAAGAAGGAUAAUUGAACAAUCAGGCCAACCAUAUUUUGGAAACUAUAACAAUAAUAAAUAA
Molecule: messenger RNA, 2910 nt
Organism: Dictyostelium discoideum AX4
Lineage: Eukaryota; Evosea; Eumycetozoa; Dictyosteliales; Dictyosteliaceae
Exons: 5
Coding region: 1-2910 (969 amino acids)
Biological process (GO): chromatin remodeling
Source: RefSeq, a predicted model, not a curated record